Messenger RNA from Oncorhynchus masou masou (cherry salmon), 7329 nucleotides. RefSeq lists its product as uncharacterized. The record is from RefSeq and is a predicted model, not a curated record. The coding region runs from base 2378 to 6916 and encodes 1512 amino acids. Gene Ontology annotation, biological process: induction of positive chemotaxis; leukocyte chemotaxis. Gene Ontology annotation, molecular function: CD4 receptor binding; cytokine activity. Lineage: Eukaryota; Metazoa; Chordata; Actinopteri; Salmoniformes; Salmonidae. The transcript is spliced from 7 exons.
GGAAACCGAGGAAUACUGCUAAGGAGACAGUGGUCAUGAAGGAGGAAUACUGCUAUCGAGACAGUGGUCAUGAAGGAGGAAUACUGCUAAGGAGACAGUGGUCAUGAAGGAGGAAUACUGCUAAGGAGACAGUGGUCAUGAAGGAGGAAUACUGCUAACGAGACAGUGGUCAUGAAGGAGGAAUACUGCUAACGAGACAGUGGUCAUGAAGGAGGAAUACUGCUAACGAGACAGUGGUCAUGAAGGAGGAAUACUGCUGACGAGAUAGUGUUCAUGAAGGAGGAAUACUGCUGACGAGAUAGUGUUCAUGAAGGAGGAAUACUGCUAACGAGACAGUGGUCAUGAAGGAGGAAUACUGCUAACGAGACAGUGGUCAUGAAGGAGGAAUACUGCUAACGAGACAGUGGUCAUGAAGGAGGAAUACUGCUGACGAGACAGUGGUCAUGAAGGAGGAAUACUGCUGACGAGAUAGUGUUCAUGAAGGAGGAAUACUGCUGACGAGAUAGUGUUCAUGAAGGAGGAAUACUGCUGACAAGACAGUGGUCAUGAAGGAGGAAUACUGCUAAGGAGACAGUGGUCAUGAAGGAGGAAUACUGUUGACGAGAUAGUGUUCAUGAAGGAGGAAUACUGCUGACGAGACAGUGGUCAGGAAGGAGGAAUACUGUUAAGGAGACAGUGGUCAUGAAGGAGGAAUACUGCUAACGAGACAGUGGUCAUGAAGGAGGAAUACUGCUAAGGAGACAGUGGUCAUGAAGGAGGAAUACUGCUAACGAGACAGUGGUCAUGAAGGAGGAAUACUGCUAAGGAGACAGUGGUCAUGAAGGAGGAAUACUGCUAAUGAGACAGUGUUCAUGAAGGAGGAAUACUGCUGACGAGACAGUGGUCAUGAAGGAGGAAUACUGCUAACGAGAUAGUGUUCAUUAAGGAGGAAUACUGCUAACAAGACAGUGGUCAGGAAGGAGGAAUACUGUUAAGGAGACAGUGGUCAUGAAGGAGGAAUACUGCUAACGAGACAGUGGUCAUGAAGGAGGAAUACUGCUAAGGAGACAGUGGUCAUGAAGGAGGAAUACUGCUAAUGAGACAGUGUUCAUGAAGGAGGAAUACUGCUGACGAGACAGUGGUCAUGAAGGAGGAAUACUGCUAACGAGACAGUGUUCAUGAAGGAGGAAUACUGCUAAGGAGACAGUGGUCAUGAAGGAGGAAUACUGCUAAUGAGACAGUGUUCAUGAAGGAGGAAUACUGCUAACGAGACAGUGGUCAUGAAUGAGGAAUACUGCUAAGGAGACAGUGGUCAUGAAGGAGGAAUACUGCUAAUGAGACAGUGUUCAUGAAGGAGGAAUACUGCUGACGAGACAGUGGUCAUGAAGGAGGAAUACUGCUAACGAGAUAGUGUUCAUUAAGGAGGAAUACUGCUAAUGAGACAGUGGUCAUGAAGGAGGAAUACUGCUAAGGAGACAGUGUUCAUGAAGGAGGAAUACUGCUGACGAGACAGUGGUCAUGAAGGAGGAAUACUGCUAAGGAGACAGUGUUCAUGAAGGAGGAAUACUGCUGACGAGACAGUGGUCAUGAAGGAGGAAUACUGCUAAGGAGACAGUGUUCAUGAAGGAGGAAUACUGCUGACGAGACAGUGUUCAUGAAGGAGGAAUACUGCUAACGAGACAGUGGUCAUGAAGGAGGAAUAUUGCUGAGGAGACAGUGGUCAUGAAGGAAAGGAGACAAGGAAAGGAUGCUGUUAGUGACACAGCACACUGUAUAUGUAAAUGAAGGUGUGAUACUGAUGUCUCCACCGGUGGUGUGAUGCUGCUUUGUUCCCUCAGGAAGGAAGUCUCUCAGCUCACGCUUCAGACGACAGAGCGGAACUGCUACAAGUCUGAGUGUUCUGAGGCUUGUGUGUGAACUCUCACCCAGGAAAAGUUCACUGCUGAGGACCUCUGUUUGACUACUGGAGCCGACACCACAGAGAGGAAUGGACAGAGAGGGAGGGAAGUAGAACUAACAAUCAUCUCUGAGUGUGUGGGAGACAGAAAUGCAGAGAAUCUUCAUGGAUGGAAUCUCAGACCUGUGGAUAUACAAGUGAGUGUCUGUUGAUAUCUGGAGCCCCAAACAGGAGAAGAUUGCAGUUCAACCAUUCUGACGUUUCUGUUGGGGCAGACAAACACCUUUCCUACCAGGCCUGUGCUGCUACCAGGCCUGUGCUGCUACCAUGCCUGUUCUGCUGUCGAGGACUUCUGUGAUGAUUUUGACCAGUGGUUAAACUCUGCAAAAAGGAUUACUGGGAUUCUUAAACUGUCACCUUUUACUACAUACUACGUUUGGAAUAAUUCAACUCGCACUGGACCCAUUCCCCAGUGAGGGGAAAUACACAACAGGCUCCACAAUGGCCACCGGACAGUUGAGACAGAAUGGUGGUGUGAGGGACGUGAUCCCAGAGGAUGGCAGUGACAGGGGAGGAAACUGUGGCAUUGCAGGGAAGUUGGCUGGAGACCAGGGCAGGACAGAGUGGAGAAGGCUAAACCUGCCCAAAAGGAGUAAGAGUUUAGACUGGAGUGGAAGGGGGGCUAGCCCUGGCGAGGAGCCCAGAACUGGACUGCUGAGGUUUUCUGAGAACCUAGGGGGGUCCACACUUAAACGAGCAGAGAGUUUGGAGAGUAGGAGGGCAGGAGAGAGCAAUGUGUUGUCCAGGGUGAAGGCCUUUAACUCAGUUGGACCAGGGGAAGUGAUGAGCCCCGUUGGGGGGUCAGGGCGUUCCGUUGGUGAAGUGGUGUCCCCUGUGGGUCUAGCGUAUGUGGCUAUAUCUCUGGAGAGGGCCACUGGGGGCCAGUCCCUCCCCACCAGGCUGAGUUCUAGUCCUGGUCCUGGGUCUGGAACCAGAAAACCAGCCGGUGGAUCUCUUGGAUCCUCCAGGGGUCAGAGUAUCUGGGACCGGAUACAGAAGCUCUAUGGGACUACUGGAACUGAUAAAGCUACUAACAGAGAUGAGGAUGUGAAGGACUCAACCAGAACCAAGCGUCUCUCAGCACCGGUAGGAGACUGGUCUCUAUUGGAGAGGGAUGGGGGGGAUACAGCAGCCAAUCGCAGGAAGUCCACCACAGACUCUGUCUUUGUUUCCCCCCUCUCCUCCCUCUUUUCCUCCACCCUCAGUGGAUUAUCCAGGGAGGAGAGGAACGGCCUGUUUGCACACACACCCCUAGUAGAACAGAACACCACACACACACUUUUGGUAGAACAGAACACCACACACACUACACACACACCACAGAGACAUCAGAAUAGUGCAGUCAAGGUGUCUGGUUUGAGCCCCUCACUGUCUCCAGUGUCAGGGUGGACCACACCCACACUCUCAUACAAACCCUCACACACACCCUUAGUGGAGGGGUCAUCAGUGUGCAUUAGGGACCCCUCACUAUCCCCUGCAUUAGGAGACAAACAGGAGAGAGGGAAAAAGGAGGUGACAAACACUGUGGGCAAAAAGAGUAGAAGUAGUGAAGACAGCGAAAAGGAGAGAGUAAGGGUGGGGAGCAUGGCUCAGGAAAAGGAGAGAGUAAGGGUGGGGAGCAUAGCUCAGGAAAAGGAGAGAGUAAGAGUGGGGAGCAUGGCUCAGGAAAAGGAGAGAGUAAGGGUGGGGAGCAUGGCUCAGGAAAAGGAGAGAGUAAGGGUGGGGAGCAUGGCUCAGGAAAAGGAGAGAGUAAGGGUGGGGAGCAUGGCUCAGGAAAAGGAGAGAGUAAGGGUGGGGAGCAUAGCUCAGGAAAAGGAGAGAGUAAGGGUGGGGAGCAUGGCUCAGGAAAAGGAGAGAGUAAGGGUGGGGAGCAUAGCUCAGGAAAAGGAGAGAGUAAGGGUGGGGAGCAUGGCUCAGGAAAAGGAGAGAGUAAGGGUGGGGAGCAUGGCUCAGGAAAAGGAGAGAGUAAGGGUGGGGAGCAUGGCUCAGGAAAAGGAGAGAGUAAGAGUGGGGAGCAUGGCUCAGGAAAAGGAGAGAGUAAGGGUGGGGAGCAUGGCUCAGGAAAAGGAGAGAGUAAGGGUGGGGAGCAUGGCUCAGGAAAAGGAGAGAGUAAGGGUGGGGAGCUUGGCUCAGGAAAAGGAGAAAUGGACUGAUGUCGAAGGAAAAGGACACAAGAAAAAGGAGGUUGAGAAGCGAGGGAGAGACAACGCUGAAGUCUUUCUCCCCCAGCACAGACUAUCAGUGACACCCACCAGGGACUCUCAGCCUAUCACAAUGUCCGGAGUAGGGGUCACCACAGGGUCAAACCCCCUCCUGACCAAUCAGCUUAAUGGGAAAACUGACACCUAUGACAGGAGCAAGACCCCUGGUAGAGGCGUGGCCAGGGAACAGAGCCUGUCAGAAGAUGUGUUUGAAGCCAACACCCCACAGAGGAUAACAUUACAGAACACAGAAAAUACCAAGUUACCUGGGAAACUGGUAGUGCCCUCUGCAGCCAGUGUGAGGAACAAGAUCCACCAGUUUGAAGCUCUGACACAGACAUCUCAGGUCCCAGUGCCCAACUACCUGAAGCCCAGACGUGCUUUCUCUGUCCCGGAGCAGCUCAGUGAGUCUGGAGAGGGGGUCAGGAAGAGUGGUUUGGAUAGACAGGUACGCGGGGUGGGGGGAGUAUGGGAGAGAGGGAGAGGAGGAAGAGAGGGAGGGAUUGUAAAUAUGGAUGGGGGGAGAGGACGAGGAGAAGGAGAAGGGGUAAGGAAGAGUGUGCCAGAUAAAGCACUUGGUGGAGGGAGAGGAAGUGAGGUAGUGAGAGAAGAGAGGAAGGCUCAUAGAGGGUGGGCGGUGAGGUCUAUGUCAGUGGAUGAGGUGAGGCUGGGGAGCAGGGAGAGAGGGGGAGUAGGGGAGAGCGGGGGAGUGGGGGAGAUAGGCAGAGUGGUUUAUAGAGGUUUAGUACAGGGAGUGGGGGAGAGAGGGGGAGUAGGGGAGAACGGGGGAGUGGGGGAGAUAGGCAGAGUGGUUUAUAGAGGUUUAGUACAGGGAGUGGGGGAGAGAGGGGGAGUGGGGGAGAUGGGGGAGACAGGGGGAGUGGGAGAGAUAGGUAGAGUGGUUUAUAGAGGUUUAGUACAGGGAGUGGGGGAGAGAGGGGGAGUAGGGGAGAACGGGGGAGUGGGGGAGAUAGGCAGAGUGGUUUAUAGAGGUUUAGUACAGGGAGUGGGGGAGAGAGGGGGAGUGGGCGAGAUGGGGGAGACAGGGGGAGUGGGGGAGAUAGGCAGAGUGGUUUAUAGAGGUUUAGUACAGGGAGUGGGGGAGAGAGGGGGAGUGGGGGAGAUGGGGGAGACAGGGGGAGUGGGGGAGACGGGAGGAGUGGGAGAGACAGGGGAAGUGGGGGAGAAUGCUGUUGGCUCUGGUACGUUUUCCAACGUCAAGGGUAAACUAGACAUCCCUCUGAAUGGCAAAACCACCAGACACACACUGAGAGACUUUUCCAUUGAUGAGCCAGACCUCCCCAAUCACACAGUCACACCCCAGGACUGGAGUAGGAGAGGCACCAACACAAAGACUACUACAGUCACUGCCAAGGAUACUUCAUCCUCCCAGCUGUCUAACUCUGUGAACAACUCCAAUGACGUUCUAGGUGGCCCUGACCAGUCUAGGAGGCCUCACAGUAGAGACUCACCUAACCUGCCAUCUCCAGUGAGCGAUGACGACAAGACACCAACCAACACGCCCCAGAACUCCCCCUUCCACCCCCAGAACACACCUCCCACCUCCCCACACCUCCCCACUACUUCCCUGCAGCCUAAACACCAACAGGGUGUAGAUUCAGGCCUGGCUGACCUAAAGAACCCUCCAGUCUCCACACACACAGCCCAGGGUAGGGUCACUACUGACCCUGCUAUCCCAGUCUCACACUCUGGCCUGGGGAGGGAUUCCCUGUCCCUUCCCCUCACCUCCUCCUCCCCCAGCAGCCUACCCCUCCUCCCCACUCUGGCUCGAUGGAACUCAGAGGAGGGGGGAUGGAGUGAUGAGGAUACUGAUGAUGAAGGUACAGAGAAGGACUCAGACUCCACCUACGACUCAGACUCUGCUGAAUCCUCGGUGACCGUCACCAGCGCCAUGAGCCAAUCACAUCGCAGGAGCUUCUCUCUCAGUCUGGCAGAGCUGUGUAACUUCGGAGAGGUGGACUAUGAUCCCCAGUCUUCCUCUGACAGUGAGGAGUGGCCGUCCAGCCGGUCAGCCAGCCGGUCAGCCAGCCUGUCGUCUGACGUGUCGGCAUUGUCCUGUGUGUCUGUCCUGGGCAGUGAUGAGCUGAACCGCCUGCUGGACGACGUAAAGGGCCUGGGGGACACAACGCUGCAGAACUAUGAGGAUGUCCAGGUGGUGGUUCUCCAUAAGGAUGUUGGUGUGGGACUGGGCUUCACCAUGGCAGGAGGAGUGGACCAGAACAAACCUGUCAUUGUCCAUAAGGUGUUCCCGGCAGGGGUGGCUGCUAAGGAGGGAUCCAUCCAGGAGGGAGACAAGGUCCUGUCAAUCAACGGCACAGCGCUGUGUGGCUCCUCCCACUGGGAGGUGCUGAGGACACUAAGGAGGGCACGGACUCAGGGCAUGGGCGUGGUUGUCUUGAGGAGAGGGGGGGUAACAGACCCCCGUAAGGGAGGAACAGUGACUGAUAGUCCAGGAGGGACACAGACAGAGCCUGCUAACACUGGUCAGAGGGUGUGUGUGAGGCUGGAGAAGCGCAGCAGAGACCUGGGCUUCAGUCUGGAGGGAGGAGUGGGUUCCAGCCUGGGAGACAAACCCCUCACCGUACAGAAACUCUUCCUGGGUGGUCCAGUGAACCAGGUGUCUCCAGGGGACGAGGUGAUGGAGAUCGAGGGUGUGAGCUUGGUGGGCCUGAGGAGGCUGGAGGCCUGGACCUUGAUCAGAACACUGCCCCCUGGGCCUGUGGAUGUGGUACUACACCGUCCUGACAUACCACAGUGACAGGAAGGAACAUUGAUAUGCACCCUCGAUAUGCUUAUAACAAGGCACUGAAGCAUUGUACUCCUAUGAGGUUGAAGUGAGGGUUGCCAAUCUGAUUUUGGAUAUGUGGUUCGGGUCAACUUCUACCUCAAGUGAGAGGGAUGAUAUGUAUUGCAGCAGUCAUACGAUGACAAAGCACUGAAGAGACCAGUAAACACUGAGGAGAGGGCCUGUCUGUGUAUAGGGUCAACCCAGGGUAUGAAGAGGGAGACAGAGAUCAAUACAGGUCAUUUAUUUAAUGUUGUAGACAUAUGCUGUAUGUUUCUUUAAUACCUAGUCGGCCCAUUGUUUUAUAUGAUGAAAUGUAAGGAGUUUGUAUAUGGCUGUUGUAAUAUAUAUUGUGACUGGAAAGUUAAUAAAUCCUACAAUAACCC